AUGCUCAUCACGCUGUGUUACCUGUACCUGUGGGCGCGCUGGGGGCGCCGACCGGCCGCGCUCGUGCGCGCCACGGUGCAGCGGCUGCGCGCCUCGCGCUGCUCCUUCACCUUCUGCGGCGCGGCCGCGCGGCCCCGGGACGCCCGCGUGUGCCUGAGCCGCGGCGGCCGCGUCUUCUGCGUCGGCGAGAGCCAGUCCAUUGAUGACUUGAACAAAUGGGCCCUGUUUCUUGUGUCUCCUUUUAUACUUGAAGCAGAGCACAUAGCAUUUGUGACAGAGAGCAUUUGGGUGCAAGGUGAUAGUUUACAGAGACCGUCGUCCUCUGCGGAAACCACUGUGAAGUGGUCGGACUGCUGCUUGCCGUUAGCUUACAGACCUGGGGACCCUUACCAGUUAAUCGCCGAAGCAAGCGUGGAUGACUUCAGUAAGCUGGGUGUGGCGUUCCUGGAAGACAGGCUCCAGAUGGCUGAUGGAUUGGUACCUCAAAAGAUCGUUUCGGUGCACCUGCAGGACUGUACUCUGAAGGCCCUUGAGGAUCAGGCCUCAGACCAGCAAGCCCAGACCCUACAGCUGAAUCCCAAACCUUCCACUGAGACUCAGCCUGAGUCCGAGGUUAUGGCGCGCGUGGGUAGAGAAGACCCCAAGGUUCCUGGUGCAGAACCCACUCUGGGGGACGGGGGUGCCUCUGGCAGCGAGCCUGCUGGGGACCGUGACAGAGAGGUGGGCUCCGUCGAGCACUGUCCCCUCCACCUGUCUAGCUGCCACGAGUGUCUUGAGCUUGAGAACAGCACCAUCGAAUCUGUCAAGUUUGCAUCUGCAGAGAACAUUCCAGAUCUUCCCUACGAUCACAAUGGCAGUUUGGAGGAUGUUGCUGGUGACACCCGCCUGGAGAGAGAAGGGAGGAGAGUCAACGUCACGGGAAAGGCCCCCAACAUUCUCUUCUACGUGGGCUCUGCCCCCCAGGAAUCCCUAGGCAGGUUCCUGGAGAUCCGGUCUGUUCUGGCUGACUGUGUGGACGCUGACAGCUAUACACUCUACCGCCUGUCACGGGAAAGUGCUCUCAGAGACCCGUGGUCAGACAACUGUCUGUUGUUGGUCGUUGCCACCCGGGAGGCUAUUCCCGAAGACCUCGCCCAGAAGUUCAUGGCCUACCUUUCCCAGGGAGGGAAGGUGUUAGGCCUGUGUUCGUCCUUCGUGUUUGCUGGCUUCCAGGUGCUGAGGAAGAGCGUGCUCGAGGAAACAGUCCAGAACUUGGUUUUCUCCAAGGCUGACCAGACCCAAGUGAAGCUCAGUAUCCUGAGCAGUGGCUACAUUUAUGAGGAAGGCCCCGGGGAGCGCCGCAGCCUGGGCAAGCUCCAGGGUCACCUGGAGAAUGAAGACAAGGACAGGCUGAUAGUGCAGGUGCCUUUCGGAGAACAUGGAGGAGAAGCUGUCCUUUGCCAGGCGCACUUGGAACUGCCUCCCAGUUCUGCAGCGGUGCGAGCCCCGGAAGACUUUGAUCUGCUCAAAUCAAGCAAUAUCAGAAGAUAUGAAGUCCUUAGGGAGAUCCUGACAACGCUCGGCCUAAACUGUGACAUAAAACAAGUUCCUGCCUUAACACCUCUUUACUUGCUGCCUGUGGCCGAGGAAAUCUGGGAUCCUCUUAGGCAGUGGCUGGGGAAGCAUGCAGAUCCUAAAGGAGUCAUAAAAUCCAGCAAUCUCUCCCUUAAGUUUCUUUCAUCCUACACGUCUGAAAUGGAAAUCACGCCAUCUGUUCUACCUGUGGUGACUGAUGUGGAGGCCUUCUCUUCGGAAAAUUUUAACCUAGACAUCUACCGACAGAAUCUGCAGACUAAGCGACUCGGAAAAGUGAUUCUGUUUGCUGAAGUAGCGCCCACCACGAUGAAUCUUCUAGACGGGUUGAUGUUUGAGAUCCCGCAGGAAAUGGGGUUAAUAGCCAUCGCAGUCCGCCAAACGCAGGGCAAAGGGCGGGGAGCGAAUGCUUGGCUGAGCCCCUUGGGGUGCGCCCUGUCCACCCUGCUCAUCUCCAUCCCGCUGAGAUCCCAGCUGGGACAGAGGAUCCCAUUCGUCCAGCAUCUGAUGUCCCUGGCCGUGGUGGAGGCGGUGAGGUCCAUCCCUGAGUACCAGGAUAUCAACCUACGCGUGAAAUGGCCCAACGAUAUUUAUUACAGUGACCUCAUGAAGCUUGGUGGAGUUCUGGUUAACUCGACGCUUUUGGGAGAAACAUUUUAUAUACUCAUUGGCUGCGGAUUUAACGUGAGUAACAGCAACCCCACCAUCUGCAUCAAUGAUCUCAUCACAGAAUACAAUAAGCAACACAAGGCAGAGCUGAAGCCCUUAAGAACCGACAGUCUCAUCGCCAGGACCGUGACUGUGCUGGAGAAACUGAUCGACACCUUUCAGGACAAAGGGCCCAAUGGCGUCCUUCCCCUUUAUUAUAAGUAUUGGAUACACAGUGGCCAGCGCGUCCGCCUGGGAGGCCUGGAGGGGCCAGAGGUGUGGAUAGUCGGCCUGGAUGACUCCGGGUUCCUUCAGGUCGAGGAGAAGGACGGCAAGGUGGUGACCGUGCAUCCCGACGGCAACUCCUUCGACAUGCUGAGAAACCUCAUCCUCCCCAAACAGCAGUAGCGGGGCCCCGGGGGCCUGCGGGGGGCUGCCCCGGGCAGUGAGAGGGCCCGCGGAGCCUCCCCAGCGAGCAUUCCAGGUCAUUCCCACUGCCCUUUCCUAGCCCGAGGAUCUGGAAAACGGUUUUAGAGUUGUGAGGGAAAGUGCCCUCCCUCCAAUUAACCCGCGUAAUUCCUUCAUGUUGAUCUGUCUGCUGCCCUUUCCCUUGGCGUUCGCAGACGUCCUGAGGCAGAGGAAUGGCAAGCGGAGACUUAGUUCAGGUGAGGCACGGCCGCACGUGUAAAGUCCUUUUCCCCUCUUGGGCUUGGAUGUGUGUUUAUUGGCAAAAAAAAAAAAAAAGAAAAUUUUUAUUUGGAAAACAGCAACGGAAUAAUUCAGCUGUUUCCCCAGUAGCCAAGACCUGCACUCCAGACUAUUAAAAAACAAAUCCAAAAAAGUGUCCAGGCCCAGGCCAGUGAUGGUGCAGAGGUUUGGUAACACACUUUAUGAACAUUCAGGGAGGGGUUUUCCUAGAGGAACACAAGUUGGCACUUGGUGGAGGUUUUAUUUUUUUUGUUAAUGAGAAAAGAGUUGGUAGACUUCUGAGCGUUGACUCUGAGCCCGGGGGUUUGGCGGGCCAGCAACGGUGCCCGACAUGGGUGUCCCCGGUGUGGGUGCAGUGACCUUGUAGAGGAAAUCGGUGACUUACUUCGACAAGAAUCUACGAGCUUCUUUUUCGUAAGUUUGAAUUACUGCAGAUUCUGAAGGGAUGGGAUCAAGUUCAAGAUCCACAAUUAGGCCUCCCGUGCUUCGGGGUGGAUGAUUGGGCCCCAGCAGCUGGAGAGAAGACUCCCUCGCCCCACACACCACGGAGGAUUUGGAGCUUUUAAGCCCGUUGUAGGCUCACUUUGAAAUUGGGAGCAUUCCGGAAAGACCAUUUGGUGUACAGAAUGUACACGUACGUGGCAUUUUAUUUGUAAGUCAUAAUUUUUUUUGCCCCCCUCUUCCCUAAAUUGCCGAGAAACAAAAUGCAACGGAUACCGAACACCAUCAUUUAAGAGGGUGUGUGUGUGUGUGUGUGUGUGUGUGUGUGAUGCUUUAAAAGAAGAUGUUCAAGAUCGAUGCCCUAAAAGUCUCCAUGGAAGAACAAAAGAAAGGAAACCUUUUGAUAUGCAUUUGCGAUUUCCAGAUGUACUCCAUGCUUUUUCCAUGUCAGUCCUAUCUCUGCUGAACUUGGGAAUCAGACACAUUACUUUACAGCCUUAAAAGGCCGAUUUUUUUGCCCACUUUUCUCUCUUCCUGCCAGUUCCAACUGAAAUUAGUAAAAGGAAAACUGGAUGGAGCUCUCAGCUUUGAACAGAAUCCCCUUAUUGUUCACGAGUACCGGCUUCCUCCAGUCGGGCUAAUUCCAGAAACUGUGGUUUUCAGUAUAAAAUGUGCCUACCUUUAGCCAGGCAUAAGCAACACCAUAGGAAGCAGGGGAAAACAGCAUGUUUGCUUAAGUACACCAACCCCAUAUGUGUUUUUUCGGAAAUGUAAACUUUAAAAGAACUUCAGAAUUAAUUUUUGCAAAUAAGGCUUCCAUUAGAACUAUUUUUCUCAAAACAACAACAAAAAAACACACAAAAAAAUACGAAAACAAAAAACACCAAAAUACUGCUCUCUCUCAAGUGUCCAAGUCUUCGUUUGGAACUAGUGACAAGUUUCAGUCAAAGCCCACAGCACCCCCAGAAUCACCAAAUGGACUCACUUUAGAGAGGGCAUCUGCACAAUAUCGUCAGGAGGAAAGAUCUCCAGGCUAAUGUUGCAAGUUUCAUUUCUCAAACUUUGUAAUAUAAGGGCAGUCGUCUCUCAGGGCUCUGCCAUUGGUACUGUUUGAAUUUCUUUGGGGGGUUCUUUAAUGAAAAACAUGCUGUGUUUUGUUUUAAGCUGAAGUCCCGUUCUAGACAGUUCUGCUUUGGGGGAAAAAUGUUAUCAUUUAAUUUCCUUUCUGUAAAUUAAAACUAAUGAUGUGUGGCCGUGUCAGUGCAGAUGGGAGAUGUUCCGGGCAUACGGCUUGGCCUCUGUGCUUUCAAGACUGUUCCUUACGUGUGCCGCCACACAGUUGUCUUGGGGGAGACAAAAUAGAGACUCGAAGCAGAUGCUACGUUUUCCGUAAACCCGCGCUUGCCUCCUGUGAACCAAAGACUUAUGAAAUUCUGCUUCCUAGAGAACAGCUGAAUCAAAGCAUCUUCCUUAGAGCUCUUCGCAUUAGGGAAAUUAUCUACUUGCUACACUACCCUCAUGGAUUGGGGGCCUUCGGGCACCCGGCCAUCUCCGAUCUCAAGGAACUUUCAGGUCUUCACAGAAGUGUUCCAUUUUCUUCCUAGUCUUUAAAACAUGGCAACUGAACUCAGGAUUGGCCUGCGUCGCCAGGACACUGGAUUUGCUCCCAAGUUUAGAGGCUGCCCUUGAGCAUCUACCUGGUUAUGUAAAAAAGAAAACAAAACAAAACAAGACCUCCUCCCUUGCGGGUUGGCUGCAGAUUUCCGGGGAAACCAUGGGAAAGCGCCCCCUGAAGAUGCACAAGAAAGUUUUCCCUCAUUCAUAUUUUAUUUUCCAGAAGGGCUUCCCUGCUGAAGCAGCGCCCCUUGACCUUGGGCGAAGUUGAAGGAUCGUUUCUGGUCUGAAACAGCCGGUGGGCUUUGCUGCUGCAGACUUGGCCCAAUGUGGGAUCAAGUGGGUGAUGGGGGAGUGGGGGUGGGAGUUGCAUGCAGCCUCCAGUCCGUGCCCCCCCAUACACCCACGGGGAUGACCUGUGUACGUGCCCCUGCCCUCGAGCCUGGGAACCAGGAGAGAAGCCAGCCUCAUCGGGCAGCUUCAGGAUACACAAGCGGACAUUUUCGGCUUGCAUUCUGGAAGAUCUCUUUGCUCAUAACAGGCAGAACGGGAGACUCCUCAUUCCUGGGUUAUUACUAUGCACAUCUGAAAUUUUAAACCUUCGCAUUUUUACCUUUUCCAAAGAACUGUCUCAGAAAAGUGAUCACUUUAAGCCAAUGCCUAUAAAAAGCAAGUCUACCAAAAUAAACUUUAAGAUUUUUCUGUA
Molecule: messenger RNA, 5689 nt
Organism: Neogale vison (American mink)
Lineage: Eukaryota; Metazoa; Chordata; Mammalia; Carnivora; Mustelidae
Gene: HLCS
Product: holocarboxylase synthetase
Exons: 11
Coding region: 1-2628 (875 amino acids)
Biological process (GO): protein modification process
Cellular component (GO): cytoplasm
Molecular function (GO): biotin--[biotin carboxyl-carrier protein] ligase activity
Source: RefSeq, a predicted model, not a curated record